Molecule: messenger RNA, 1224 nt
Organism: Exaiptasia diaphana
Lineage: Eukaryota; Metazoa; Cnidaria; Anthozoa; Actiniaria; Aiptasiidae
Product: probable RNA-directed DNA polymerase from transposon X-element
Exons: 2
Coding region: 159-1127 (322 amino acids)
Source: RefSeq, a predicted model, not a curated record
AUUUCAGGAAAGCCUUUGACCUUGUAAAUCAAGAUCUUCUUCUGCAGAAACUUUCUACUUAUGGUGUCCUCGGACGCGCCCAUCGUUGGUUCACCUYYUAUCUCAAAGAAAGGAAACAAGUUGUAUCUAUUGGGAACUGUWCAUCUKAACUCGCCUCCAUGCAAUUUGGAAUCCCACAGGGCUCUUGCCUUGGCCCUCUGUUGUUUAUUAYUUUUGUGAAUGAUAUCCCAACAAUUAACAAGGAAUGCAUGACGUACAUGUAUGUAGACGACACUUCUCUGUGUGUGUCUGGGGCCUCAUCUGCUGACAUUAAUUCAAAGCUCCAAGCUGGCGUGGAUAACCUUCGUACAUGGGCUUCUGAUAACAGGAUGGUACUUCAUCCCCAAAAGACCAAGGUUAUGCUUAUUGGAACACAUCMSAAAMUAGCAAGAUCAGAUCCUCUACAUAUUUAUAUCAAUGAUGAAUUAAUURAACAGUCCUCGUGUGAAAAAUUACUUGGUAUUUACAUCGAUUCUUCUCUAACGUGGAACGAGCAGAUCWGCAAACUCGUUAAGAAAUUCAACACCAAAUUGGAACUCAUCAGGCAGGCAAGACCAUAUAUAUCUCCCAGUAAACUACAACUCCUGUAUAAGAGCAUCGCACGACCAACCAUGGAGUACUGUUGCUCUGUUUGGGGUAACUGCUCGAAGGAUUCUAUGGAUCGACUUUUGUUAGCCCAGAAACGAGGUGCAAGGCUUCUACUGAAUGCCAACGCCAUGUCUCCCUCCUUACCGCUCUUCCAAGAUCUUCUUUUUCUCCCAAUCUCUGAUAUUAUAAUAUUCCGUAUACUGAUACUGAUGCAUCAAUGUUUAUAUGGUUCAGCUCCGCCCUGUCUGGCCUCGCUGCCGACUAAACCAACGCACCGCUACGUUACACGGACAGUAGAUGAUCACAAGUUACUCCUCCCCAAAGCAAAAACAAACUCUGGCAAGCGGUCAUUUUCCUUUCUUGGAAGUUCUUUAUGGAAUAAACUCCCUAGCCGCACCACAAAGUGUUCAACUCUUAAGUCCUUCAAAGCACAUAUCUGGGAACUUGCAAAAAACAAACUCUUUGCUUCUAAGGAACUUAAGACUCAAAGACUUUUUUAACAUUUCUUUUACUUUUAUAUAUUUACUACCCUAUGGGCCAGAUUGGAAAAAAGCUUCGCUUUAUCUGUUUAUCACCCAAUAAAGUUUAUUAUUAUUA